This is a messenger RNA of Arabidopsis lyrata subsp. lyrata, 1205 nucleotides long. RefSeq names its product rac-like GTP-binding protein ARAC5. The transcript has 7 exons. Gene Ontology annotation, cellular component: cytoplasmic vesicle; cytoskeleton; cell projection. Bases 282 to 872 code for a protein of 196 amino acids. NCBI's taxonomy places the organism in Eukaryota, Viridiplantae, Streptophyta, Magnoliopsida, Brassicales, Brassicaceae. Gene Ontology annotation, biological process: regulation of cell shape; small GTPase-mediated signal transduction; regulation of actin cytoskeleton organization. The record is from RefSeq and is a predicted model, not a curated record. Gene Ontology annotation, molecular function: GTP binding; protein kinase binding; GTPase activity.
AGGUGUUGUUUGGUGUAGCAUUAGCUGGCAUAAGGUUGUAUGAAAAGCUCAUCUCAAAGUCAUCAACGGCCCAAAAUACAUUGAAAACUAAAGAAAAAGCAAAGAUUUUUCUCAUUCCUCUGCCAUUAUCUCUCAUCGAUUUGAAUUUACCCGUGUUCUACAUUUCGGGAUUAGGGUUUUUUUUUCUUGAGUAAGAAAAGAUUGUGUUUUGAUUCUUGGGAAUGGCUGGGAUUUGACGAACAAGUAAAAAAAGGUUUGAGUUUGUGAAAUUUGCGGCGGAGAUGAGUGCUUCGAGGUUUAUAAAGUGUGUCACCGUCGGCGAUGGUGCCGUCGGAAAAACCUGUAUGCUGAUUUCUUACACAAGCAACACUUUCCCUACGGACUAUGUUCCAACUGUUUUCGACAACUUCAGUGCUAAUGUGGUUGUAGAUGGGAACACGGUGAAUCUUGGAUUGUGGGAUACAGCUGGUCAAGAAGACUAUAACAGGUUAAGACCGUUGAGUUACCGUGGUGCCGAUGUCUUCAUUCUUGCAUUCUCCCUUAUUAGCAAGGCUAGCUAUGAGAAUGUAGCCAAGAAGUGGAUUCCUGAGCUCAGGCAUUAUGCCCCUGGUGUUCCCAUAAUCCUUGUUGGAACAAAACUCGAUCUUCGAGAUGACAAGCAAUUCUUCAUAGACCAUCCUGGUGCAGUGCCUAUUACUACAAACCAGGGAGAGGAACUAAAGAAACUGAUAGGAUCUCCAAUCUACAUUGAAUGUAGUUCAAAGACGCAGCAGAAUGUGAAAGCAGUCUUUGACGCAGCCAUAAAAGUGGUGCUUCAGCCACCGAAACAGAAGAAGAAGAAAAAGAACAAGAACCGCUGCGUGUUCUUGUGAUCGAACAUCUUUUAAAAGGAAAAAGAUUUAGGUAACAAACGAAGCUGAAAAAGAAAAACACCAGCAACGUUGUAUAGUUGUUGAAUCCGGCUUGUUUCGGUCUUUACUCUUCUUUUUUUGCUGGUGUAUCUAAUGAGUGAAGUGAGGCCAAGAGGAUUCUGGGUAAGAGAAGGGGAUGAGUUCUUGGUGUGCUGUUGUUGUUGUUGUACUUUUGCUAUGUAGACUAAUCUCUUAAUACUGUUUUUGUCUUUGUUAUUGUUGUUGGGAUCCAUUUUGUAUUUUCUUAACAGAUGAACUUAAUUAAUUUUAUAGUGACUUUUUUCAAGCUCACAA